Molecule: messenger RNA, 4605 nt
Organism: Cricetulus griseus (Chinese hamster)
Lineage: Eukaryota; Metazoa; Chordata; Mammalia; Rodentia; Cricetidae
Source: RefSeq, a predicted model, not a curated record
CUAGCUCACUAUUCCAAAGUAGUUGUCCUCUUGGGGUGGAGGGAGGGGCUGACAGCUCUGUGAAUUGAAGACAGUUCUGGUUUUCUGGGCGCGGCUCAGGCAUCCUUCUGUCAUGCCUGGUCACCUACAGCAAUCUCACAGCCUGAGCCUUGAGCUUUUUGAAGAUGGCAAGUGUUUCCUCAGACUUGGAGCAUGUCUCCUCCCUUCCUGCCUGGAAGGACUGUCUUGAACUCCCUUUACCUGUCUGAAGAACCUCCCCCUGGUCUCUCUCUCCCAACGAAUUUCCAGGCUUACUUUCCUUUUCACUGGCAGAGCCUGACUCCAGCCCCUUGGUUUCAGGAAACCUUCCCUUUCCAGCUUCAUCCCUGGAGAAGGGGAAGGAACAGGAUGACAGCGACGACUCUGCAGAACCUGAGGUGCUGUGCAGCGUGGAGCACCCCAGCCAGUUCUUCGCUGAAGCACAGAGACUGCGGGAGCAGAAGCUGCUGCUGGAUGAAGAGGUGUCAGUAGAGGGACAGGUAUACGGGGUGCAUCGGGUGAUCUUGGCUGCAAUCAGCAGCCUCUUCCAGGGCAGACUGAGGGGCAGUGGAGGUCAACAGCCUCGCUUCUGCCUCGACGUGACCCGGAGGGGCUGGGAGGCUGCACUGACCUUUGCGUAUGAGGGGGUGCUGGGCCCCGCCUCGCAGGGCGAAGUGCUGGCUGCUGCAGAGGCGCUGGGAGCGCCCCGGGUGAAGAACGCGGUCCAGCUGAGGCCAGAAGGGCUUUGCAAAGCCAGGGAAGAUGAAAGGAAGCUCAGCCAGGCAGAGGAGCUGAGGGAGAGCCUGCACAGCAUUGAGCGUCUGUUUCGAGAGGGCAUCGGGUGCGACCUGGAGCUGGAAGCAGAGGGCUACCGCCUGCGGGUGCACCGAGUAGCCCUGGCCUGUGGCAGUGAGUUCUUUGGGGCCAUGCUUCUGAGUGGCAUGAGGGAGUCUCAGGGCACAAAGGUGUGUCUUCGUACCAUCUCUUCCCAAGACCUAAGACUCCUCGUUUCGUUUGCCUACUCUGGAGUUGUACGAGAAAGAUGGCCAGGAUUGCUACGAGUCGCCCAGGCUGCGCUGCAAUACCAGAGCUCCUCCUGCCUGGAUUUGUGUCAGAGAGCCUUGGCUCAAAGCCUCUGUCCUGCCCUUUGCCUGGCUCUGUUUCCUAUGGUUGAAACCCCUGGUUUGGAGAAAGUCUGGGGGAAAGCCCAUCGGUACCUCCUCACUCAUCUGCCUGCUGUGGCUUUGUGCCCUACUUUCCCAUCUUUACCGGCUACCUGCCUGGCUGAGCUCUUGGAUAGUGAUGAGCUCCAUAUACAAGAAGAAUUUGAAGCUUUCAUGGCUGCAAGGCGUUGGCUGGCUGCCAACCCCGACACCCAGGAGUCAGAGGCCAAGGCCCUGCUGCGAUGUGUCCGCUUUGGCCGCAUGUCUACCAGAGAGCUGAGGAAGGUGAGGGCAGCGGGGCUCCCUCCACCUCUGUCCCCGGAUCUGCUGUACCAGCUGAUGGUGGAAGCUGAAAUUCCAGGACAAGAGAGGUGGAGGGAGCCUGACCAAGCGCUGGUGGUGAUUGGUGGGGAUGGGCUUAGACCUAACAUGGACCGAAGACAGCCAUCUUGCAAAGUGUGGUGGGCCCGGGCUUUCCACUGUGGCAUGGGUCUGGUACGAACUGUGGAAUGGUGCCGGCUGCCUGACCUGCCAGCCCCAGGGCGCUUUCGGCAUGGAGCUGCGAGCCUAACAGGAAGUGAACUCUAUGUGUGUGGGGGACAGGAUUUCUACAGCCACGCCAACACGUUGGCUUCAACUCUCAGGUGGAGCUCCAGUCAAGAAGACUGGGAGGAAAUGGCACCUUUGUGCCAGGCUCGGAGCUUUUUCCCGCUGGUGGUGUUUGAUGGAGAACUUUAUGCCCUGGGUGGACGGGACAAUGGUGUUGCCCUUAAUUCCGUCGAGGCCUAUAACCCUGAACUCAAUGUCUGGAGGCCGGCACCUGCUCUCCCAGCACCAUGCUUUGCCCAUACAGCUGCCAUCCUCGAGGGCCGAUUGUAUGUAAGCGGUGGCUGUAGUGGGACUGGCCAAUACUUGGACUCAUUGAUGCUCUAUGAUCCCAAACUUAAGAAGCCUGGGACACUUUUGAGCCCAAUGGGAGUAGCUCGGGCUGGUCAUGUGAUGGCUGCUCUGGGUGGGAGGUUGUAUGUGGCAGGUGGGAUAGGUGACACUGGGGACCUACUGAGCUUUGAAGUCUAUGAACCAAAGACUGAUAGCUGGACUCACCUGGCACCCUUGCCCUCUCCCCAUGUGGGGGCUGCAGGUGCUGUGCUACAGGGGGAGUUACUGGUACUGGGGGGCUACAGCCACCGCACUUAUGCCAUCUCCCACCUUGUCCAUGCCUACUGCCCUGGUCUGGACCGCUGGCUCUGCCUGGGAACUCUGCCGAGACCUCGGGCUGAGAUGCCUGCCUGCAUCUUGACAUUGCCCAGUGUGCAGCACAUAGCUUUGGUCCCUACCCAGCACCAAAACAAACCUUCUGGGUGACCGAGAUCAGCAGUGUAUGAGGGAGGAAGGGGUAAGAAUACCAUGACAAAAGGACAGAAACUAUGAGAGGAUAAAGAAGUUGUACUUGCUUGCUUACUUUUUAAAAUUAUCAAAAAGUAUCAUUAGAAAGGUUCUUGUUAUUGUAGCUCUGGCUGGCCUUGAACAUGAUGUGUAGCAAAGGCUGGCCUCAAACUCAAAGUCCUGCCUCAGCCUCCUGAGUGCUAGGAUUGCAUGCACUAGCCUUCCUUGAUUGAGAGGUCUUAUGAUGAUGAUGAUUGACAGGGUUUCGAGUAUCCCAGGCUGGCUUAUAACUCCCUAUGUUAUCAAGGAUGAUCUUGAAAGAAUUGGGUUCACAGGCAUAUACUGCCAUACCUGAUUUGUGGUAGAGAUCAAACUUGGGACUUCCUGCAUGCUAAGUAGGUACCAAACCAACUUAGCUACAUCCCUAACCCUAAAAGAAGGCUUUGUUCUUUUUUGUUUGCUUGUUUUGUUUUUAAAUUGUUUAAUAUUUAUUUAUUUUAUAUGUAUGGGUAUUUUGCUUGCAUGUAUAAAGUGAACCAGGUGUUUAUCUUGUGACUGCAGAGGCCAGCAGAGGACAGCAGGUCCUUGAACUGGAGUUGCAGACAGUUGUGAACAGACAUUUGGGUGCUUGGAACUGAACCCUGGUCCUCUAGAAGAGCAGCAAGUACUCUUAAUUGCUGAACCAUCUCUCUAGCCCCAUAUUUUGUGUCUUGAGGCAGUCUCAUUAUGUAGUGCAGAUGAGAACACUUUAUUCUUGUUAGUAUUUUACUCCGCCCUGAACCUUGAAGCUUUUGUAUAUUUGAUCUCUGCUAAGGAACAGGCGGUUCUGGAACUCAUGGGAAAUGGGCCUUGUGAGAAGGACCGGCAAAUAAAUACUCCCAUAAGAUAGGCACCCAGGAUGAACUCACAAGGGUUAAUGGUUAGUUGGGAGCUAAAGCUGGAGCUCAUUGAUGGAGCACCUACUUAGCAUAGGUAAGGAUCUGGUUCAAUAAUCUAUGGCAUCAAAAAAUGAAUUAAUUAAUUAAAACUACAAAAACCACACAUCAAUAGUCAAAAUAUAGGGACCAGGAAAGGACAUUGGGACAAUAGGGAAAUUGAUGGAGGAAUGUGAAAUGAAUUAAACAGUGCUCUCUUUCUUGGUACUUUCCCAUUUUACUCUCCCAUCUCAGGAGACCUAAAUCCUCCUAACAAUAUUCUUUCUAAGGUAGGUUUGUAGGUUCAUCCUUGGCUCCAUAGACUGCCUGUAGAGUCUUUCAGUUCCCACUUGAGACGGAAAUGCCCAUUAGGUCUAGACACGGUGGAGCACACUGGGAAUCCUGGCAUUUGAGAGGUGGAAGCCAGAGGACCAGGACUUGAGGUUGUUUUAAGAGAACCAAACCAAAACCAACAAAACAAACAAAAACACCAAGAAGGAAAAGUUUCCAUCAAGAUUUGGACCACAUGCACGGGGACCUGAAGCCAGGGUGAGAUGGGAGUAUUCAUGGUGGAAGGGAAGAGAAAGACAGAGGCCAAGGAGAGAGUAUCCGUGGUGGCAAAUGAGGUUGAGAAGAUAGGAAGAAUCCACUCCAAUGUCUUUCCUUGCCUUUGAUGAACUCAAGAAUCAGGACUAGAAAAAGGACAAUUGUGUGAGGUCCUCUGGGAUCAAGACGGGGAAACAUGGCUGAGGAAAGUGAAGGCCAGAAAGACGUGGGAGAGCCCCCUUCCCUUCGUAUUAUUUUGAACCUAUUCCCCCUAUUUUUUUGUGUAGGUUUUUGUUUGUUUUAGACAAAGUUGCGUGUAGCCUAGGCUAGCCUUGAACUCAUUGUGUAGCUGAGAUGGCCUUGAACUUCCAAUCCUCUUGCUUCCAACACCAGAGUGUUGGGAUUACAAGUGUGGGCCACCAUGUUAAACUGUAUGUCUCUGCUUAAGAUAGAUAAGGACAAAAGUUGAAAAUGAAGAGGGUUAAGUAGAAUGUAUAAAAAAGAAAGAUGAAGAAGAAAAGGGAGAAGGAAAUUGCUUGUGAUUUGUUCAUAAUGAUGGCUGUAAAUAAAUGUUUCAU